Messenger RNA from Pocillopora verrucosa, 1092 nucleotides. RefSeq lists its product as uncharacterized. NCBI's taxonomy places the organism in Eukaryota, Metazoa, Cnidaria, Anthozoa, Scleractinia, Pocilloporidae. The record is from RefSeq and is a predicted model, not a curated record.
AUGUCAAUUUACAUGUUUUGCAGCAAUAUCCAUAUUUCAAAUCGAUGGCUGGCUUUGGUCGUUGUUCUAGCGGUGUCGUUGGUAUAUAGUAUCAGCUAUGGCUUUAUUCCCAUCUCUGGAAACUAUCUGGUACCAAGAGAAGUAACUCAUGAUCCUGUUCCGAGUGUCCGCAACGUCGCUAAAUCUUCCUGCCUUCGAAAUGCAUUUUCAAACGUUGUGCUUGUAAUUGUGUAUAACUUUCCUUUCUACUCCAGUAUCCCAACACUCUCUGCCCUUUACAAGAAUGCAUUUCCCACGAUCAUGUUUUGCGGACCGAAGGAGACAAGGAAACAUAAUGUCGAGGCUCUUGAGAUUUUAAGGGGAUACUUCUCGUACACGUGCAUGUCACGUGCCAUGGACAAAUAUCCCGGCUACGAAGGAUAUUUACUCAUAGGCGAUGAUUUAAUACUCAACUAUUGGAAUCUAAUUGGAAUGGAUCGAAACAAAAUCUGGGAAGGGCCUAAGGUACCGAUUCUAAUAGAAUAUGCUCCGCCUGAAAAAUGGCAAUGGUGGAAUUCUGCUUAUGGAGUGAAGACUUGUCAGAAGGCAUACGAUGAAAUCUGGGUUCUAUACAACACCACUAGUACUGAAAAGUUGUCGAACAUGAGCAUGCGAAGUAUUUUAGAUAAAGGGAAAGUCCAUUCCAGAGGCCCGUUAUGGGAAAUUAAAGGGUCGAUUGAUCUCUCCAAACAAAACAAGAACUGGACAUUUCUUUGCCCCCGAGGUCGCUCAGACAUAUUUUACUUUCCUCGAAAAUUUAUAGAUGAAUUCAAAACACUGUCUUAUAUUUUUUACAAGCAACGUACUUUCUUGGAAAUUGCAGUUCCUACAAUGUGUCGAAUGAUUGAUAAGGAAGAAAAUUUUGAGUACCUCCCCGGAAUUUACCUGCCGGGGGUAGGGGACAAACAGUCCGACUUUCUGUGGAAAACAUAUAACACCACGCUGGCGUUCAUCCAUCCCUUCAAACUAAAUUAUAAUCACGAUGGAGCCCUGAAUGGGGCACUCCUGAAAAACUGGAUCAUAGAAUAUAGUAAUAGUUUGAGUAUGUGCUAA